This is a messenger RNA of Solea solea (common sole), 4894 nucleotides long. It is a transcript of the gene rnf38, whose product is annotated as ring finger protein 38. Lineage: Eukaryota; Metazoa; Chordata; Actinopteri; Pleuronectiformes; Soleidae. The transcript is spliced from 13 exons. Bases 205 to 2424 code for a protein of 739 amino acids. The record is from RefSeq and is a predicted model, not a curated record.
UGUCACAUUUCACGCUGACACCGAGCGAACACUGGGCUCACACACACAUUCACAGAGACUCACGCAGGUCUCACCACACCACCGACGGAUCCGCGUCAGGGGCUCAGCCGAGGAGAGUAUUGAAGUGAAUAAAAGCUUCUUCUGUGUGGGGAAACGAGAGGAAAACUCAGAAAAAACGAAACAGAGGAAAUCCCCCGAAAGGAAAUGCCAAUCGCAACCGCUGGACAGCCAACGACCCAGGAGCCUAGAGUUUGCCCCCGGCUGCCCUCCACCCCGGAGCCUGUCCCUAAAGGGGCUGAUUUAUUUGACGAGGCGGGGGCGGCGGAGUCGGCGGAGCGAACAGAGUACGGGGGCGCGGAGGGGGGCAGAGGACUCGGGGGCUAUAGUUACAGCCAGAGCGGCGCUAGGGGCUUUGUACAGCCCGGAUCCACCAACGGCUCUCCGCCGCAGUCUCCAACCCCGUCUUCCUCUUUCCUCAUACACCACCUUCACUCCCACCAAAUGGCAAUGGAGCCCCCAAGGACUCGAUCGCGUUCUCGCUCUGGAUAUUACCAACAGUACGGAGGUGCGAGUGGCACAGGUUUUACCAGCAGCGCAGUCAUGGGAUCUAACCAUCAUCACCAGCAGCAACUACAUCCACAGCAGCAGCAACAGCACGGUGCCGCUUGCGCACCAUUGGGAGCUCACAACAUCCACUCCGACAACCAGCAGCGAGUGCCAGGAAGUAACGCUUCUCCCGGCUUUCAGAGGCUUUCUUCCGUUCCCGGAGCGCACCGAUUCCCGGCAGCAGGUGCAUCUGGAGGAUCUUACCACUGUCACCCCGACCAUGCGUAUGGAGAUGAAAGUGAUAAGAGUGAGGAAAGCCCCAGUCCAAAGCGCCAGAGGCUGUCCAGUCAGUCUGUUUUGGAACAGCUUACCUCAUCUGCCCCCCCACCAUCCACCCCAUCUCCCCCCAUCCGUCCCUGGGAGUCAGGGCCCCCAAGUCGGAGACAACCUCACCCUCACCCACACUACCACCAGGAAAGAUGCCUCACUCCUGCCCGGCACAGACGAAGCCCACCAGCAAGACGUCAGCGUGGUCGUCUGUCCAGACCCUCACGUCAUUUGCCAACCCAUCUCCACCCCUCCACCCAAGGCCCUGCACCACGCCUGUCACCGUUAGAGCACCAGGAUGAAAACUACCACCACAACCCCCAUCCCUCUACACACCACAUGUAUCCAACGCACACACCCAGCACCUACGGUCAGCCCCUGACAGCUGGUAGUGUUGGUGGGGCAGGGUCGGAGGAGCCCCGUGCUUUCCACCCCCCAACCCUGUCUCCACGGCUACUGCAUCCAGCUGCUCAUCACCACCAUCACCUCCAUCAUCAGCAACAGCACCAUGCAGUGCAGCAACAGCAAGGAGCCAUGGUUAUGGACUUGCAUGAACAGUUGCAGCAGGGAAGUGUACCAGUCUCCUACACAGUGACACCAGUCCCUCCUCACGGUCUCGCAGCACCUUUGUGUAGCGGUCAGCACCUUCCCCCUACCUGUUCCUCUCAACAACAAGUCCCCGCCUGCAGUGUGGUCUUCAGCACUGGACAACACUACCACCCGAUGCUGCAGGCAUGUUCAAUGCAACAUUUGCCGGUGCCCUAUGCCUUCCCAUCACUGCUGUCCAGUGAUCCUCAGUUCCUGCUUCCUCCUCCACCUAAUCUCGCUCACCACGCACCUCAUCUCCCUACACCUGGACAGUUCCUGCCUUUCCAGACACAACAGCCUCGAUCUCCAUUACAGACGAUCGAAAAUGAGGUCGAGCUUCUGGGAGAGCAGCUUUCAGUGGGUGGAGGCUUCAGCUAUGCCCACCACCAUCAUCACCAUCACCACCAGCCUCCCACCAACCUGCCGCCCUCCACCCCACUCCAGUUCCUCUCGCACCAUGAUCCACUGUCGCAGGAGCUUUUCACAGUGCCCUACCCCCACUUUAUGCCCCGCCGAUUCACAAGCAGGCGUUACCGCUCUCAGCAGGCAGUUCCUCCGUCACCCUACCAUCCCAGCUUCCUGCCUUACUUCCUGUCAAUGCUUCCUGUGCCCCCAAAUGUGGCUCCCACUAUCAGUCUAGAGCUGGAUGUGGAUGAUGGAGAGGUGGAGAACUAUGAGGCCCUGUUGAAUCUCGCUGAACGUCUCGGAGAAGCCAAGCCCCGUGGUCUAACUAAGGCCGAUAUAGAACAGCUUCCAUCAUACAGGUUCAACCCCAACAACCAUCAGUCUGAGCAAACACUGUGUGUGGUAUGCAUGUGUGACUUUGAGUCUCGUCAGCUCCUAAGAGUCCUGCCCUGUAACCACGAGUUCCACGCCAAAUGUGUUGACAAGUGGCUUAAGGCUAACCGGACCUGUCCAAUCUGUCGAGCCGAUGCCUCUGAGGUCCAGCGGGACUCUGAGUGACCUCUGACUUGUAUCAGUAUCAGCACCAAACACUCACAAUCUCGGACUCUCUUCGACUCCGGUUUGGAUGCACAAACCAAAUCAGUGAACUUCUGUCCUUUUUUAUAAUCCAGUAUUUGACUCACACAUUCUGCCACAUAAACUGGGACCAGUACUCCUUCACUCUUCGACUUCUAAACAGAAACUGUCACAUGGGAUCGGUGUUUAGUGGUGUGGUGACUUUCCACUGACUCAUGCUAACUUAAUUGCUGGACUUCCUAGGCCUUCUGUUUUGGACUACUUACUCUGCCUUCUGCUCAUGGUUCCUCCUUGGCCUUCGCAACACACCGUGUCGUGCAGGUGGACAUAUACAGUACGGUGUAUGUGUUUGUAUGUUUUAAACUCGUUAUGUGAAGCCUUCAGUCGGGCGGGCGAAACAGGACUGUUUUGAAAAAUGUCUAUCUAGAAACCCUAAGGGAGAAUUGGCAGUCCAAAGAUGAUUUUGAUUUCAUUGUGGUCAUAAUUAAACAUUCACAUCUUGGUUUUGCAGAGUCAUCUUAACUAGACUCAUUAUAAUUAUAGUUGAUGAACCGAAUCAGUCUGUUUUUAAAAUGUGUGUAUUCUUGCAUUCCUUAUGAGAGCUCUGUGUGUGUGUGUGUGUGUGUGUGUGUGUGUUGGCUGAAAAAGAUAGUGUACACCGUACACAGUGAAAAAUACUUUAUUUUCUUUAGAUAUGCGGUUUGUGUGUGUGUGGUAUUUAUACAGUUCAUGUGGGUACAGUGCGUUGACUGAAUCCCAACUCCUGUGUUUCCAUUUAACUUCAGAUUGAUUUAAUGUCAGACCUUUUGUAGCCAAGGUUUUGCUCCAAAGGUCAACGUUAAGAACAAAGGGAAGUCUCCUGACAAGUCAAAGAUGCUGCACCCUGUCUCACACUCUGAACUGGCUGUGCUCAGAUUACCAGACUGAAGCGACUCGUUUCCAGUUCUAUUUCUCAUUGAUGUGACUUGGACCGGGGCACCGAUGUCUGUGCACACAUAAGGAAUUGAACAAAGAAGUGGCUGGUAAUCUGAAGGUAGCUUCUACCACCAUGGCUCCACCACUCCAUGCCUGCAUAUCCACAUUGUUUCUAUGUGAAAUGUGUAAAGGCUGAGAGAAGAGUUUUUUUUGUUUUUUUUCCCCUUGAGUUUUUCUUCGUCUCCACAUACCCACUAAGCUCUCCUCCAAGGCCCAUUGUGUGAAUACAGUUGGUUAUUACAGAGCAGACAUGGUGGAUUAAUUCAUGCUCGGUUUAGCAGCAUCCUUUCAGGAAUAAGGCCUUUGAAGAAAAAUAUUUGUACCUAUCUUAGUUGCACCUAUGCAGCAUUCUAGAUCCAGAGGAUGCUUUCUUCAUCACUGAUCGAGAACAUGUUUUAAAAAAGGCUUGCAAGGUCACAGCAAAGUCUACUACAGUGUAUCUCACCAGACGGAAAAUCUGAUACUUCAGCACUUUAAUACUUUAAUUUAGACCUAUACACUCUCUCUUUAGUGAUCAGUUUUGAAAGCAUAAAUCUCCACUUUAGCUUCUUGUACUCAGCAGUUUGUCAAUGUCAACCUUUCUCUCUGUUCUCACGGCACAUCCGUACUUCGUCAGUGGGACUAUAUCUAUGUUAGGCCUAUACCAUCGUGUCAUAACGCAACCAUGAUGUUCACCUCGCGCACUGAACUGACUUUUCUCUUGUAACUUAUCACUGUUUGUCACAAGUGGUUUUUUGUGUCAUGACGACAACCUGAUGUAGGUCUAAUAUGGAGAUUUUGUUGAUGAAAGUUGCAGUCUUGCAGCUGAGAUGCCUUCUGCAGAACAUUGUUCUUUGUAUCCAGUUUUUUUUUUCUCUUUAAUUCAAACCAGAAUCAGUGUCCAGGGAAAUUGAUCAUCUUUUACAGCUCCUCUCCAGUGUUGUCAGUGUAUCAAAUCAUGUAAUAUCCACGGUAAUGGAGGGAAAUAAUACUUUCUUUAAUUUCUUUGUGGUCAGAGGUCCUUUUUGUGACCAUACACAGUUUGUUUCUUAGGCUUAUUUUUGUGUUGGACAGUUUUCUCUUGCUUGGUAUACUAGCAAAUUACCUCAGUCCCACUAUUUAUGUCUUUUCACAAAAUGGUGCAAGUACCAGUAUGUUUAGUGCUUAUUGAUUCAUUUUGCUAAUGUUUUCCAUGCAAGUUUUUGGGUUGUGUGAAUAUUUUUUUUCUCCUUCAAACUAUGAAAUGCUAUCAUUUAAAAAGAAAAAAAAAAGAAAAAUAAAGGUGUAGUUUCAUCAUGUAUUAUAUCUGUAACCAAAAUCAUUUGAAGGCCUGUUAUGAUAAUGAAAUUUUUAACAAACAUUUGUACAUUUUGUAUGAGAGUUAUUACUAGUAAUACUUUAUUAAGUAGUGCAAUGAUUUUUUUUUUUAAUCCCUUACCCCAUCUUUUGGAUUUCAGAAGUUGGAUCAAUAAUAAAUGUAUAACAUUCUCUUCUAAAA